This is a messenger RNA of Chironomus riparius, 2655 nucleotides long. The record is from the annotation of a GenBank genome assembly. Lineage: Eukaryota; Metazoa; Arthropoda; Insecta; Diptera; Chironomidae.
AUGGACAUUUAUGCUGAAGUGCAAUCACCUGAUCCCGCUGAGCUAAUAAAUUCGCCGUUUGGAGGACGGUAUUGUGGUCCUAUACCACCACGUAGGAGAAUCUCUUUAUAUCGGGCUAUAGCGUUAUCUUUUUACACUGCUAAGAAUCAGACUACGCCAGAUGUUUUUGAUGGACGUUAUCAAUUUAUUAAUGAAUCAGCUGAAUACGAAGUCGGACAGCCAGUUGUUGGUUCGCCAUGUUCCUAUGUAGUCAACUUUGCACACAAACGUACAGGUUUUCUCGUCUCACCAACCUAUCCAGGUGCCUACCCAAAAGAUAUGUCAUGCACAUAUCAGUUCAUUGGAAAGCCGGGACAAAGGGUUCGAAUCGAAUUCCGUGAUUUUGAUCUCUUUUUCGGUGGACCACACUGUCCACUAGAUUUUGUUCGUGUUCAUGAUGGCAGCGAUAAUACAUCAGCAGUUAUUGGAACAUACUGUGGUCAACAGAGAAAUUUAGUGCUUUAUUCGAGUGAAUCAAAUCUAUUUGUACAAUUUUCCACACUACAACGUACAGCAAAUACUCAAAAUCGUGGCUUUAAAGGAAUUUUUGAAUUUAGUGAAAGCUUCGUUAAAUUGGAUUUCAUUCGUGAGAAUGAUGGGGUUCAUAUUCGUGGCUCUGAAUGUGAUCAGAAAAUUUUAUCGAAGAAAGAAUCAACGGGCUUUGUUUACUCGCCAAAUUAUCCAUUUCCUUAUGUACCGAAAGUAGUUUGCAGAUAUUUCAUAUACGGCAUGCAGGAUGCACAAAAUCUUGAACGGGUGAAAUUAGAAUUUUCAAUAUUUGAUAUACCAAAAGGUGAACAUAAACCAAAAAGCGACUCAAAUUGUACGGAUGGCUAUUUGAAAAUAUAUUUGAAAGGACAAGAGACUAUGGAUGCCUAUGAUAAAUAUGAUCAUGAAUUGUGCGGUACAGAUAAACCGCAUCCGGUAGUGAGUGAUGGUCCACGUUUAGUUAUGGUUUUCAGUUCUGGUGAAUUGCAGGGACGAGGAUUUAAGGGUAAAUAUUCAUUCGAAACAGAAUAUAAAGUCCCUGGAACCGCAGCACCUGAUGGUACGUGCAGUUUUACUUAUCGUAGUACAUCGAAGAAAAAAGGCGAAUUUAAUUCACCACGUUAUCCUUCCAAUUAUCCAUCCGACACAAAUUGUUCAUUUGUCUUUCUUGCAACUCCGAAUGAACAAGUCACAAUCAUAUUCGAUCAUUUUAAAGUGAAGGCAGACAAUGCAAAUACCACAGGUGGAGCUUAUGGAACAUCUGUGUGCUUUGAAGAUUGGCUCGAGAUGUAUGUGCUCUAUCGUGAUGGAACGGAUCGAUUUCUUGGUCGCUAUUGUGGAUAUACUGCCCCCGGCCCCGUUGAAAGCCCACGCGGAGCCGUUGGUAUACGUGUUGUUCUGCAUACAGACCAGGAGAAUGUUGCAAGUGGCUUCAAGGCACGCUACAUAUUUGAGGUAGCAAAAUCAGUAUUUGGCGAUUGCGGCGGAAAUUUUACGGGUGUAGAUUCAGGCAUUAUAACAUCGCCGGGAUAUCCAUUAAAUUAUGAGGGUCCUGGCAAAGGAUUAGCAUCAAAAGCAUGCAAUUGGUAUGUCACAGCUCGUUCAGGUUAUAAAAUAUUUCUCAAUUUUGAGCUGUUCGGUGUCGAGGGCGAUCCAGCAAGUCGUGGCUGUGCAGCAGCUGCAUUACGAUUAUGGCUAUUGCCCGACUCAGAUCUUCCACCAAUCGAAAUGUGUGGCGAGAAAGCACUCAAUGAACAUUGGCAAUAUUUAACACAGGGACAAUCUGCUAGAAUAAGUUUUACUAGCGCUGAUAAAGCAAUCGGUGCACAGGGCUUCCGUAUUGUAUGGACUGAAGUGCAAGAAGGAACUGGACCGCCGUCAUCUCUUUCACUAUUAUGCGAAUCAACGUAUCACUAUCAAUGUCUCGUUUCUGGCUAUUGUAUAUCAGAUCGUCUACGAUGCGAUGGUACAAAAAAUUGUGGACCGGAGGACAAUAGCGAUGAAAUGCACUGCACCGUCGAGAUGCCAAAGGAAGAUCACGGAGUGCUGAUUAUUUCAGCGGCAGCCGUCGUAUCGUUCCUAACCUGUCUCCUAUGCAUCCUCUGUCAACGAAAAAGAAAACGUCGACACCAUAGGCAAUUGCAUCGUAAUGCGCAUUAUGAUUCAACAACUAGUGCUACUGGCUUAAAUUCAAGUAGAAGAAAUUUACAAAGCAGCUUAUCGGGAAGUGUUCAUGGAAUAAGUUCAGGUUCAUUGAGAAUUCCACCAGCUCCAGCACCACCAACCUCACUUCCGCCUCCUCCACCUCACGUUUGCAUUAGCGGUGGUAUUAUAGAUGACAUGAAUGAUCCAAACGACGAAUUAGAUGAUGAUGAGGACGAUGAUGAGAACAUGAUGGACAAUGAUGAAUGUCAAAUUCAUUUGAAAGACGAUAUGAAUGUUAUGGAUGCAGAUCUAACGAAUGAUCCGUUUAUGAGUUUAAAUGCAAACAAUAUUAUGAGUAAUACCAAUAGUAAUAGCGUAAACCAUUACAUGAAUAUCAGUAGCACUAUAAAUCCCAACGCCAAUACAUCCGUUAAUGACUAUUAUCAAAAUGUUAUGCAAUUGCAAAAUGGUGAAAGCGUAUAA